Molecule: messenger RNA, 6202 nt
Organism: Culex pipiens pallens (northern house mosquito)
Lineage: Eukaryota; Metazoa; Arthropoda; Insecta; Diptera; Culicidae
Gene: brp
Product: myosin-10
Exons: 22
Coding region: 561-5795 (1744 amino acids)
Biological process (GO): maintenance of presynaptic active zone structure; neuromuscular synaptic transmission; regulation of synaptic plasticity
Cellular component (GO): cytoskeleton of presynaptic active zone
Molecular function (GO): structural constituent of presynaptic active zone
Source: RefSeq, a predicted model, not a curated record
UUUGAAUGCUCUUAAUCUUUUUCGCCAAAAAAGUAAACUUUUAUUUCAAAUUAAAACAUUUCUUUUCGAUAGAUAGGUAAAGUCAUUGGAAAAAUAUGUUAACUUUGGAGGAAUCUCCAAACUUGAAAUGUCUUGAAUAUUCUUGUAUGCUUUAAAAUUAUAGGAACUUUUCUAAAUUUAGCCAAAUAUCAGAUUUUGGAAAGGUUAUUGGAUGUGAUAGUUUCAGUCUCAUUAGAGUGUUGCAUCUUUUAAUAUUAUUUCAUCAUGUUUCCUCAUAUUAAUAUUAAUGAUCAUUCUCCCAUUUCUUCUUCUUCUUCUAAUUCCACAAAUCACACACACGUUUGUCAAACAUACCCUAACACCAAUGCUAAUACAACUUCUAUCAACUGAAUCAUUUUCCUCGGCUUGUGUUCACUAAAAAACUGCGCACUUAAACACGAUAAUGUAAUUGCCAUAUCAUACAAAAAAUACACAAUUCCUUCACAACUAUUCUACACAACUCCAACCUCCAUUUUACACGCACAUGGACAUGGCAGACCGCGGAUUAUUCGCGGCAUAUUAUGUCUCGUGAAGCAUUCAGUUCAGGUCAAGCAAUAAAUACAGGCACUAGAAGUCCCGGUCGCCCAAGCAGACGUUUAACAGAACUACCAACCGUCGAUAGAUCGCCGUCGAGAGACUACGGAGCCCGAGGAAGUCCUUUAGCCAUGGGUAGUCCAUACUACAGAGAUAUGGAUGAGCCGAUAAGCCCAGCAGGGGGCGGCCAUCAUCGUAGCAGAAGUGCCACACGAGCACCGACUCACACAAUGGAGUAUCCUCGAGAACAACUCAGAACACGAUAUCAAUCGUUGGAUAGGGGACUGGUUGAUCCUCAUGACCGGGAAUUCAUUCCGAUCCGGGAGCCCCGGGAUCGAUCGCGAGAUCGCUCACUCGAACGGGGACUCUACCUCGAGGAGGAAUUGUACGGCCGUCCUGCAAGACAGAGCAUGCCAGAUCGGGGAUAUCUCGGAGAUUUGCAAGUUCAAAACAAUGAUUUGCAACGCGAACUUGGCAAUCUCAAAAAGGAACUCGAACUGACUAAUCAAAAACUAGGUAGCUCUAUGCAUAGUAUCAAAACCUUUUGGUCUCCGGAGUUGAAAAAAGAGCGAGCUCUUCGAAAAGAGGAAAGCGCCAAAUACAGCCUCAUCAAUGAUCAACUUAAGCUGCUAAAUAGUGAAAAUCAGAAACAAGCAAUGUUGGUUCGACAGCUCGAAGAGGAACUGCGUCUGAGAAUGCGAGCUCCAAACAUUGAGAUGCAGCAGCAGAUGGAAGCUUUGUAUGCAGAAAAUGAACAUCUCCAGCGAGAGAUUUCAAUUUUGCGAGAUACAAUCAAGGAACUCGAAUUGCGGAUAGAAACGCAGAAACAAACUCUGCAAGCCCGAGAUGAGAGCAUCAAAAAACUGCUGGAGAUGUUGCAGAGUAAAGGAAUGGGCAAAGAGGAGGAACGCCAAAUGUUUCAGCAAAUGCAGGCUCUGGCGCAAAAGCAGCUGGACGAGUUUAGACUUGAAAUUCAGCGUCGCGAUCAAGAGAUAAUGGCAAUGGCGGCUAAAAUGAAAACACUGGAGGAACAACACCAGGACUAUCAACGCCAUAUUUCUGUGCUGAAAGAAUCAUUAUGCGCUAAGGAGGAGCACUACAAUAUGCUUCAAGCUGAUUUACUGGAACGUAAAAUGGUGGAAGAAUUACGAAAUCGAUUGGAGGAGAAAAAUCGCAUGAUUGAAAAAAAGACGCAGAGUGCGAUGCAGUCGGUGCAGGACAAAAAUCGUGUUCAAACGGAGUUAACUGAACUGAAAGAGCACAUGGAUAUUAAGGAUAGAAAAAUUAAUGUUCUUCAAAGAAAGAUUGAAAAUUUGGAAGAUCUACUCAAAGAAAAAGAUAAUCAAGUGGAUAUGGCCAGGGCUCGCCUGAGUGCGAUGCAGGCUCAUCACUGCAGUUCGGAAGGAGCCCUUUCUAGCUUGGAGGAAGCCAUUGGAGACAAAGAAAAACAAAUGCAGCAACUUCGUGACCAACGAGACAGAGCUGAGGGCGAGAAAAAAGAAGAAAGGGAACUUCAUGAACGUGAACUGGCUGAAUAUAAGAUGAAACUGCACACUUUGGACAGCGAAGUCGAAAAGCUAACCUCUCGUCUUCAUCGUGCAUUGAACGAAAAAGAUCGCCUUGAAUCAAAACUCGAGUGUUCACAAAGCGAACUUGGAAAGUCCAAAGCUGAGCUGGAUAAAGCCGCUACUGAUGUUGGCCGUAGUGGCAGUGACUGGGAAAAUGCCAAGCAAAGAAUUUCUCGUCUUGAACUUGAAAAUGAAAGACUUCGAGCAGAUCUGGAACGAUCUCAGGUACAUGUACCAAAUACGACUUUCGGACGAUCAACGCUGAGUACUUCACAAGAACUGGAUCGAGCACAGGAACGAGCGGACAAAACAUCAGCUGAACUGCGUCGAACUCAGGCUGAGUUAAGAGUCACACAAGAACAGACAGUAGACAAUUUUUCUGAUGCCGAACGAGCAAGAGGCGAAGCCGCAGCCUUGCAAGAGAAGUUAGAAAAGAGUCAAGGCGAAGUUUAUAGACUCAAAGCUAAACUUGAGAACGCACAAGGUGAACAGGAAAGCAUAAAGCAAGAAAUGGAAAGAAGUCAAACUGGAAUACAACGAAUUGUUAGUGAAAGGGAUAAGGCGUAUGCAGAGCUGGACAAGAUACGUGAGGAAUUAGAAAGAUCUCAAGCGACAUUGGGCAAAUCACAGCUCCAGCAAGAGAAAAUUCAAAAUGCUCUGGACAAAGCUCAAAACGAAGUUGAUCACUUGCAAGAAAAACUCGACAAAAGUGUGGGUGAAGUCAGAAGGCUUCAACUUGAGAAAGAGAAGAUCAACUAUGAGUUUGAAAAUAUUCAAUCACAGCUCGAUAAGCAGCUUGGCCAGUCCUCCCGAGUACAGAAAGAGAGGGAAGCUGUGCAAAUGGAUCUGGAGCGUUAUCGCGAUAAGGCAGAUAAACUACAAACUGCGUUGAGUCGUCUGCAGAAGGAGAGAGAUAUUUUGGGAGAUGAAUUAGAAAAGCUAAAAGAGAAAGCAGAGGGAACCCAAAGUAGUGCACUCAAAUAUCAACGUGAACGUGAUGCUAUUCAAACAGAGCUGGAGGUUGUCAAAGAACGUUGGGAAAAAGCACAUCAAAUACACCAGAAGCUACAAAUGGAACGAGAUGACGCAGUCACAGAGAUUGAUAUACUGAAGGAAAAACUAGACAAGGCACUGUAUGCCAGUCAAAAACUUAUUGAUGAGAAAGACAAUUCAAACAAAGAAUUUGAAAAGAUGUUGGAAAAGUAUGACCGAUCACAGAAUGAAAUUUACCGGCUGCAGUCCAGAUGCGAUACAGCGGAAGCUGACCGUAAUCGAUUGGAGGUUGAAGCAGAACGUUCAGCACUUGCCGCCGCAAAAGCCAAAGAGGAUCUGCGGAAACUGCAAGAAGAAACCACUCGCUUGCAGGAAGCAUGCGACCGAGCAGCAAUGCAGCUUGGACGCUCCAAGGAACUGGAAGAUAAGGCAAAAGAAGAUGUCGAUCUUAUCCGUGAAAGACUUGAUAAAACGCAAGCCGACUUACGGAGAGCUCAAGCAGAGAAAGAAAACAUCCAAGCAGAAGUCGAGAGACUUACAUACGAGUUGGAUCGGGCCCACAACAGCUAUACUAAGCAGACCGCUUCGCUGGACGCAGCUCAAGAAGAGGCAGCACGGUAUAGUUUAGAGAUUGAAAAAAUGCGUGAACGUUAUGAGAAAACAGCUGCGGAAAUGCGACGCUUGCAAGAGAAUGAAUCAUUUUCCAGAGAAUCGCGUCGUUUGAAAGAGGAAAACGACCGACUUCGAGAAAAGUAUGACAAAAUGAUGAUGGAAUUGGAAAAUUUCCGCAGCAAGUCACAGUACGAAGAGGAAACUCUAGAGAAGUUUAAACAAAAAUUCGAAUUACGCGAAAACGAAUGUCAAACUAUGGAGCUUAAGCUGCAUGAAGCAACACUACAGCUAGAUUUAGCACGGCAAGAAGUACAAAAGCUUAUUGCCAGCCAAGACAAACAACGCACCGACGCGGAACGUGCACAUAUCGAGUACGAGAAAAUUCGUGAUAAGCAUGAGAAGCUUUUGAAAGAGAUGGAACGACUCCGGCAGAACCCAGGCUCUGCAGUCAGCCCUGGAGCACUCGCCGCGGCUUCAGUUGGCAUGGGCGACAAAAACGAAAUAGAUAGACUACGGGAUCGACUAGAGAAGGCUCUUCAAAGCCGAGAUGCUACCGAAAUGGAGGCCGGUAGACUUGCCAAAGAACUUGAGAAAGCGCAACUACAUUUGGCUAAACAACAAGAAGCUUACGAAGCUACUAGAAUCGAAUUUGAACGCAUGUCUGCGGAGCUCACUCGAGUGCUUGAGAGACUGGAAAAAUCCGAAGCUGAAAAAGAAACUCUUCGACAAUCAACCAAGAUUUACGAAAAACAUCAUCAGCAGCAUGCAGCUUGUAAUAAUAUUGAUCAAAACGUUCUGAAGAUAGAAGCGGACAACAAGCAACUGAUGGCCGAGCGAGACCAACUAGUAAUGCAACUAGAAAAGAGUCAAGAUAUGCUGAUGAGCUUCCAGCAAGAACUGAACGCCGCUGAACUUGAACUUCAACGACAAUGCGAGGAAAACAGACGGCUGAAGAAUUCUCCACAAGGCGCUCACGGUCAACCUCAAAACAAUUCCCAAGAAAUACAAAACUACAAAAAAGAGAUCACACGGUUGAAGCAAAUGCUACAAGAAACUGGAGCUCGAGGAGACAGUGAACUUGAGCAGUGGCGUAAGGUCGUUGAGCAAGAAAAGAACCGUGCCGAUCAAGCCGAGAAGGCAGCAAUUGAACUGCAAAAGCGAAUGCAGGUAAUGGAGCAGCAGCUAAAACAACAAUUACUGCAAAUGACUAAUAUGCAGAAGCAAAUGACACAACAGCAGCCACCACAACAACCACCCCAACCACAACAGCCGCAAAUUAAUCCUAAAGAAAUGGACAAAAUACAAGAAGAGCUCAAAAACGCCGUCACGCAGCGGGAUCAGUUCCAAAACCAGCUCGAGUUGCUGGUUCAGGAGCUUGAGAAGAGUCAGUUGGAAGCCCAGGAUGCGGCAAAGAAAGCACAACAACAACACCAAAAACUGCAGCAAAUGGAACAACAAAUUCAAGUGUUGCAACAGGAACUUCAGCAUGCAACUCAAGCAGCAAACCAGAAAGCAGCCCAGCAAGCAGGUAUUUCCGAACAUGAUCGAAAGCAACUCGAAGCACAAAUGAAACAAAUCGAGGACGCCACUCGACUGCUUGAAAGUGAACGUAAGACAUUCGAGGACCAACGAAAGGUUAUCGAAAAUAAGCGGAAAGAGCUGGAGGAGAAAGAAAAAAAUCUAGUCGAGUUUGACAAGCAGUUAAAAAAACGAAAAGAACAAAUGGACCAGCUGGAAAAGUCACUUCAAAAGGCUGGUGGCACUGCAGCAGCAGCAGGCGAAUUGAACAAACAGUUAACAGAAACGCAGCAACAGCUAGAUAAGAUUACAAAAGACUUCAAUGAAGCUAAAGAGGACGCUCAACGAUCGGCUGCCGAAACAGAACGAUUGCUGCAACUUGUACAAAUGACCCAAGAGGAACAAAAUCAGAAGGAAAAGACUAUUAUGGACCUUCAACAAGCUUUAAAAAAUGCUCAAGCAAAACUCAAAACAGCACAGGCACAACCCCAAGAUGCUGGACCAGCCGGUUUCCUGAAAAGUUUCUUCUAAGCAUCGUGUUAUUAAAAAUCCACUGGUUUGUUAUUCUUUUGGAAUGGAGCUGUUGGAAACAGGAAGGUCAUUUUCGAAUACAGUUCUUCAGAAGCGUAUGAUGAUGGCUUGGGCAUCUGGCACAUUCGCAUUGCAACAGUAUGGGUUUUCAAGGAAAACAAAUCAAAUAUUUUUCCUAACAACAUUGAUUGGAUAAUGCGAAGGUUUGCAAAUCGUUCACAAGCAAUAGAACAUCUGACAAAAUAAAUUGACAAAGUGCGCCAUGUUUGCGAGUAAACUGUUACAGAGACAAACUAAUACAAACAAUGCUGCCAUAUUGAAUAAAUUAAGUUAAAUAUUAGAUAAUGUACUUUAAAGGUGAUAUAUAUCUAAGGAUAUCGCUGAGCUCGAACAUAUGAGGAAACAAG